Molecule: messenger RNA, 456 nt
Organism: Lottia gigantea (owl limpet)
Lineage: Eukaryota; Metazoa; Mollusca; Gastropoda; Lottiidae
Exons: 3
Coding region: 1-456 (151 amino acids)
Source: RefSeq, a predicted model, not a curated record
AUGGCUUUCUCCUAUUCGGAAAAAAUAUGUUUGAGUGCCUUCUGUUUAUUUGUGAUCCUGGUACAAAUUUCCAGUGGAUGUUCCCCGAUUCCUGGAGACGGGAUUGAUAAAAUUGAGAAAAAGUUUUAUUAUUCGGAUUUAGUAGUUUAUGGCAAAGUUUUAGCUCAUUUUGAGGAGGAUAAACCUAUGUAUGACUCUGUAUACACUGCCUUGAUGGAAGUCUAUUGUACCUUCAAAGGAAAUCCAGUACCUCAGAAAAUCAACAUUAGCGAAGCCGCUUCAUCAAAAGCCAACUCACUAACGAUAGGAUUAACAACCAAUAAUAAUGUUUUAAAAAGAUCAACGUCCAAUAUCCAGGGAGCUCAGGACACUUCAGAUUUCAAUAAAACAUUUGGAAAUGUCGAUGGCAAUAUGAUAUGUAAAAAGUCGCAGAUGAAAGCAUUUGGUAUGAUGUAG